Arvicola amphibius (Eurasian water vole) is the source of this 2340-nucleotide messenger RNA. It is a transcript of the gene Mlkl, whose product is annotated as mixed lineage kinase domain like pseudokinase. Gene Ontology annotation, molecular function: ATP binding; protein kinase activity. Gene Ontology annotation, biological process: protein phosphorylation; cell surface receptor signaling pathway. Bases 549 to 1919 code for a protein of 456 amino acids. The record is from RefSeq and is a predicted model, not a curated record. Lineage: Eukaryota; Metazoa; Chordata; Mammalia; Rodentia; Cricetidae. The transcript has 11 exons.
GGAGGAGUGUCAAUCCGGCACCGGUUUCCGGAGGACGACUCUGGACAGAAACAGCUGUCCAACAGGUUGGUUGGGAGGACUCCGCUGUGGCACGGUUGCUUCGGCCCCAGCUUUGACUUUCGGCGGGAACAGCGGUUUGUGCGAGUCCCUCGGAGGCACUGGGAGCGCUCAGGCUGCACCGCACUGUGGGAAGGGGCUCUGGAGACCCGAGAACUGCUCCGGCCUAGGGUGCAUUCUCCGCUGGGCAGAAGACCGUGGUCCGGGAGCAGCGGGAGACUGAUCCUACUGCAAUUGCGCGUAGGACAGAGGGGACGAUCGACCCAGCGAUCACAAGGGUGAGCCCGCAGGGUCGAGAGAGCUAGGAGCCGCGGCUGGAGGAAGCGGGGAAAACCGCGAAUUCACAGAUUGGACUUCCUGGAAUUCAGGGGUGAGUUGGUUUCGAUUCCCUGACUCUAUCGGAGGUGCUGUCUGUCUGCAAAGAUCUUUGCCGGCCUUCUGUCAAAGCAGGACGGAGCUCGAGGAACGGGAUUUGAGAAGAGGAAAAAGGUAUGGAUAAAUUGGGACAGAUCAUCAGCUUAGGCCAGCUCAUCUAUAAAAAGUGUGAAGACAUGAAACACUGCCGGAAACAGUGCCAGCGUCUAAGGGAGCGUGUGCAUGGCUUGCUACAGCAUCUCCAGAGGCUCCAGGACCAAGGAACAAACAAUCUGUCAAAAGACAUAACUAAAACCCUGGACCAUUUUGAGACUGUCCUGCAGGAGGCUAAGCAGCAGAUAGAAAAGUUCAGCAGUAAGCACAAUUUUUGGAAGUUUGUAACUGCGGGCAAUGACAAGAUACUCUUCCUUGAAGUAAAUGAGAGGCUGAGGGAUGUCUGGGAGGAGAUCAUGCUGGGGCUUCAGGUUGAUCAACAGAGCUCUGCUUCAAAAGCAUCCUGGCUGCAGGAAGAUCAACAGGACGCGAGAGAGGACGAAACAGAAAAUCUGCGAGCUCUCUUGAUGAAGGUGAGCAUUGAUGUGGAAGAAAUCAAGGAAACUCUGAAACAGUGCUCACCACAACCCACACAGAAGAUCCCACAGGAACAAAUCAAGGAGAUUGAGAAGGAACAUCUUACCAGCUCUCCAUGGACUUUACUGAAGAAAAAUGACCUCAGCACAUUUUACAGAGGAGAGUAUCACAGAUCUCCAGUUACCAUCAAAGUAUUCAACAGUCCCCAAGCCAGAAGUGUCAGUGUAGUGAGGCACAUUUUCAACAACGAGAUCACAACCAUGAAGAAAUUUGAUUCUCCCAACGUCUUGCGCAUAUUUGGGAUUUGCAUUGAUGAAACAGUGAAGCCCCCUGAAUUCUCCAUUGUCAUGGAGUACUGUGAACUUGGAACCCUGAGGGAACUGCUGGAUAAAGAAAAGGACCUCACUCUGAGUGUGCGCAUCCUCUUAGUCCUGGGAGCAGCCAAAGGCUUGUACAGGCUACACCAUUCAGAAACAUCCGAACAACUGCACAAAAACAUCAGCAGUUCCAGCUUCCUGGUAGCUGAAGGCUACAGCGUAAAGCUUGCAGGAUUUGAAUUAAGUAAGACGCAAACUUCCAUCAGUCAGAAGACAAAACACACUAAAGCAGAGAGAAACGAUUCAACGCCAUAUACCUCCCCUGAGAGACUGAAAAAUCCGCAUCAUAUAUAUAACAUAAAAGCUGAAAUAUAUAGCUUUGGAAUUGUGCUCUGGGAGAUUGUCACUGGAAAGAUCCCAUUCGAAGGUUGUGAUUGGAAGAAAAUCUACGAGCUGGUAGCUGAGGGCCAGAAGCAGGAGCCAGUGAGUGAAGACUGCCCUAAGCUAUUGCAGGAGAUCAUUGAUGAAUGCAGGGCCUAUGAGCCCAAACAAAGGCCCUAUGUGAAUGAAAUCUUAGAGAGACUGUCUGCAAUUAACUGAGGUGUGUAUGCAAACCUAAACGGAAGACUCCCUGGACAAGAAGCUGGAAGAGAAACAAACCGGACAUUUGUCUUUCAUAUCUGUUAGUAUCAAGUUUUGCUAGGUGCAAAACUUUUUCUUUUUUUUUUUUAAAUGUGGUCUCACCAUGCAGCCCCUGUUAGCUUGGAUCUUGCUAUAUAGAACAAACCAAGUUCAAACUGAAAGAAAUCUUCUAGUUUUGCCUUCUCAAUGUUGGGAUUAAGGGCAUGGGCCACCACACCUGGCAAAGUUCUUAUUUGUUACAAAUAGAAAGCAACUCCAUGGGGCUGGAGAGAUGGCUCAGCAGUUAGGAGUACCGGUUGUUCUCCCAGAGGACCCAGGUUCAAUCCCCAGCACCCACGUGGUAGUUCAUAAGUCCUGUUCCAGAGAAUCUGACACCGCA